CAGGAUGCGCCUGGCCAGCGGCGGGGGAUGUGUAUCGACCCCGUCGCCCUAACCUCGGGGAGCGAACAGUGACAUGAACAUUAACUUUCGGAGGUCCGUGUGGCUUUCUCGGAGCGGAGCGCGCCAGGGGCGGCGCCGGAGGCGCCGCCAAGGGGGCCCAGCGCCGAUCCGAGGAGUCCGCGCGGACCCCCGAAUGAUUAUGUUUAUGCUUUUCUUUGUCCUUCUGAUACCGAUGCACGUGGACCGGGCCACCUUCGACGACGUCAUCGUCGGCUUCAGCCUCGGAGCCGCCGCGGUGAUGGACCUCGAGCCCGUCGACGCGCGUAGGCUCGCAGAGUGCCCGCGGCGCUCGGUGCUCCUGGAGGGCGGCUCGGCGUACGUGCUGUCGGGAGAGGCGCGCUGGCGCUGGCGCCACGGCAUCGAAGCUGGGCCGCACUGGAGCCCGCAGGACGGGUCGCCGCUGCCGCCCGGCCGCCGCGUCUCGGUGACGCUUCGCCGCCUGCGCUGGCGGAGGGCGGAGGCGCCAGGCCACCGGGAGCCCGCGCCGCGCUUGGAGCGCCAGGUGGGGCGGCCGCCUGCGCAGGUGUUCAGGGCGAAGCGCAUGCCGCCCGCUGCCGAUGGCGCGGCGGCUCGCUGAGGCUGGCUCCUCCAAGGGCGGCCGCGCGGCGGGGGCGCGGCGCAAGGGGC
Messenger RNA from Prorocentrum cordatum, 687 nucleotides. The record is from the annotation of a GenBank genome assembly. NCBI's taxonomy places the organism in Eukaryota, Dinophyceae, Prorocentrales, Prorocentraceae.